Silurus meridionalis is the source of this 1402-nucleotide messenger RNA. RefSeq names its product heme-binding protein soul5 (gene soul5). The transcript has 8 exons. The coding region runs from base 129 to 848 and encodes 239 amino acids. Lineage: Eukaryota; Metazoa; Chordata; Actinopteri; Siluriformes; Siluridae. Gene Ontology annotation, cellular component: cytoplasm. The record is from RefSeq and is a predicted model, not a curated record.
UGUGGACACUUGGAGCACAGGCUGGGUGGGACGGACUACUCGGCUUUCAUAAGCAGUUUUGCAACUUGUUUCAUAACGCUUUUAUAACCAGCAGCUUUAAAUAAAGAGACGGCACAUUACACCCCAGGAUGCUCUUCUUCUCCAAAAUGAUUUGCAUAGUAGGAGCGGUCGUGUUGCUGUUUUCCAUUACAGCAGACGCCAGAAUUGGCAACUCAACUGAGCCCACGUCCUACUGCACAGAGACCGAGGAGUGUCUGCUGUUUGAUUUGAUCUGCAAUGGAACAGAAUAUGAAGUGCGUCAUUAUGAGGCUGCCAAAUGGGUCACCACAGAGGAGAAGUCAAUGUUUAAGGACGUGGCCAUAAUGAAAGCGUUCAAAAAACUUUUCAAUUACAUUACAGGUGAAAAUGAAGCAGGGGUUAAAAUUCCCAUGACAGCUCCAGUUCUUAUUAAAGUGAAAGAGGAAAUGCCUUUUUUGGAACCAGCAGUCUAUGGUCUGAGCUUCUUGUUGCCUUCUGCCUACCAGGACAAUGCUCCCAAGCCAACCGACAGCACUGUGCACCUCGAGGAAAUGACGGAUAUGAAAGUGUACGUUAUAAGCUAUGGAGGCUGGAUGGUAGGACCAGUAUCUACUAUUUAUGCUGACCUGCUUAAAAAAGCACUGGACAACGUUAAAGCCACUUAUAACACGGACUACCACUAUGACGCUGGUUAUAACAGUCCAAUGAAGCUGCUGAACAGACAUAAUGAGGUGUGGUAUGUGGUCAGUGGAGCACCAGUGUGUCCACAUGUUGAACACCCAUCUCCCUCAUCUCCAGCACAUCUGAGCUUACAAAAGCCAGAAGACUGAACUGUUUCGUGCUGAACCUGAAAAGCACCUGUCUUUGUUAUUGAUGUUGAAAUAAACCUUCAUUAUUUCAAAUAUUCUUCAUCAUUUUGUUUGUUAAAACAUUUUUUUUUAUAUUAUUUUUCCCAGGCUUCUUACUCAUUAAAGAAAAUAAUGAACUGUAGCUGAAUUUUCAUUAAAUGUAUGAGAACAAGAACUCAGCACCAGUGCCAUAUUUGAACCUUUCCCCUCUCAACAGCAGAGGUCGCUAUUACAAAAAGUUUUAUUAACUCAAUUACUGCAAGAAUUUAGAAAUUUACUGGGAUACAGUUUUUUCUCAUAUACAUUGAUGUUUUUAAAGUUUUAUACACAGCAUGAAUGUUUUAAGACUGUAAUAAAGGACUUCAUUGACUCUUACAAAUCACUAGCUUUAGUGUUUAUUAAUGUGUUCUGUAAAAAAUAAAAUAAACAAAUUUGGAAUAAAGUUGUAUUUGGGCUGUUAAACCUUUCUGAAUGAAAAACUGAUCUAAAGAUUUGUUUGUGAAUUCUUUGCAAUUAAACACGCUCCUGCUUCUCGA